Messenger RNA from Esox lucius (northern pike), 7776 nucleotides. Its product is annotated as adenylate cyclase type 8. Gene Ontology annotation, biological process: adenylate cyclase-activating G protein-coupled receptor signaling pathway; cAMP biosynthetic process; intracellular signal transduction. The coding region runs from base 3248 to 6946 and encodes 1232 amino acids. The record is from RefSeq and is a predicted model, not a curated record. Gene Ontology annotation, cellular component: plasma membrane. NCBI's taxonomy places the organism in Eukaryota, Metazoa, Chordata, Actinopteri, Esociformes, Esocidae. Gene Ontology annotation, molecular function: adenylate cyclase activity. The transcript is spliced from 21 exons.
ACCUUUCAGCACGACACCGACCCAAAGCACACAUCCACAAAAGCAUGGCUUCUUCUGACAGCAUUUUUUUAUGUGCCAUUUACUCCAAACCAGCUGCCUCUCUACCAUAAAGGCUUGCUUGACUGUGCACUGCAGAGACAGUUGUCUUUCUGUCACAUUCUCUCAUUUCUGCUGAGAAACUUACAAGCUCUGUUACAGUGGCCAUUGGGUUCUUGGUUACCUCCCUUACUAAGGCACUUCUUGCCUGGUUACCUAGUUUGGCCAGAUGACCAGCUUGUCAGGCACUCUCAUCUGUUUUCCCACAACUUUGACACACACACACACACACACAAUGAUACGUCACUCUGUUUAGACUGACGACUUCACUACUUUAGAUAGCACAGUGCCACAGCUGGGUGGAGCCGGCACAGUUUAGAUCAUUCCAUUAGUCCUUAAGUGAAAUCUCCACCCGCCCAGGGCAUCAGCCAUGCAAAACAAACAGUUGGACUGGACAAUUAACACAUUAUGCCACUGACCUCAAGACACCCUGCUACUGAUCUCAACUAACCCUGUUACUGUCCUUAAGACACCCUGCUAUUAACCCCAACAUAACCUGCUAAUUUACUCAAGACAAUAUGUUACCGACCUCAAACGCAAUUUGUCAUGAGUGUGGCCUCGGUAGAUAGACUGAUAGAGCCAAAGCGUCCUCGUGUUUAAGAGUCUGCACUGAAUCUAAAGUGUUUUUACAACCGUUAGUUGUAGCGUGCACUCUUCUGUGACGAGCCCGGUUUCAGAAAACACAUCUCUUAACGUUUCUUUCUAGGGACUCGAUUUUCCCUGCUGCUGACUUCAACACACCCGACCUCUCUUGACUGUACACUUUCAUCCCUCUAUCUCUCCUCCCCCUCACAUUUUUACCCCUCCAUCUUUUCUCCUCCCCGUCACACUUGCACCCACUUGGGCCUGUCUCUGUCAGUCCGAUAGGCCGGUUCAGGAUUGGGAUCAGCUCCUCAUCCCUUCUAGUCUACACAGGAUCAGUGCACUGUCAUUCCAAUUCUCUUUAAUUCCAAUUCGCUUUUUACAUUUUAAUUGGAUUUUGGUUCACUGUCCGAUGCCCUGCAUCUAAAAUAGAAUUGACCCCAACUCUGGUGCAGAGGAGGUCAGGGGGGGAGCUUUAGUGCCAUCUGGCCAGUCUAUCAGCUCAUUACCUGAGCUCCGGGCUAAGAGCAGCGCCACUAAACCCUCCUCCCACUGUGACGCCUGGCAAGACUUGACCAAAUCUUACCAACAUAGACAGUUAUUCAUCCACUGGAGUGUACUGGAACUGCUCGGGGACUGCUUUGGAACUGUUUGGGAUCUGCUCUGGGACUGGUCUGGAACUGCGUGGGAUCUGCUCUGAAACUGCAAGGGGAGUGCUCUGUAUCUGAUGGGAUAUAUGGUAGUGAGAGGGAGACGGUUAGCAGAUCAGAGUCCGGCAAACAGAGGGAAAGAGUUGGUUGAGGAGAGGAGAGAGGAGGAUUGUAGAGGAAGACCGGAAAACCAGGAGUGGAUGAAAUGACAAAAGGGGUUUUGCAAAAUGUUGUGAUUGUUAAAAAUGGGAAAUAUUGGCAGUAAAUGAGUUGUUCUGAGUGAGCAGCAGAUUAGCUGUGUGUCUAAUGGUCGAGUCAUGGGGGAGGAGUCGCAUGGUACAAAUGGACUACCGUGAUCAAUUCUAGAUUUAGCACGCUGAAUUCAAGAACAGCCGUAGUACAUUCUACAACCCCACACAGUUUUAGGUCAAAUGAGGAGAGUGGGUAUCAUGGGUCUACACACCUCAUAACUGCCUCCAACGUCUCCACUAUGGUAAGUUAAGAUCCCUCAGGCAACCCAAAGUCGCACACACAUUUGUGUUUUAGAAAAUAUGUCAACAACUCAUGAGAAUGAUUUGCCACCUGUAGGAUUACCAACAUUAAUUAUUUAAGGAAUUCCUAAGAUUAGGCAUGCCAGUUUUACAAUGCAGGUGAGAUCACUAGGUAAGUGUGCCUUCAUGACAAAUUUGCCUUCCUGGCUGGAAUAUUAGUGUGGGAAUGAGCAGAAUGUGUUGGUGCGAAUAACAUUGGACAGUUUAGAGAUCCGGCCUGGUGGUAAAGGGGGCAACGUGGAUAGUUUUUGUCAUAAUAUCUUUAUGUUUUGAUUUUGACAUCUUUCUUUUCUCCACCGGUACUGGGGAAACAUAAUGCCAAAGCAAUAUUUCACAAAAAUAUUUUCACACCAUAGAUGUACGUUCUUCAACUAAAGGAAAACCAUACAGAUGAACUACAGGGGAAAACAUUCGGCCGUAAAAAUAAAUUGCCCAAAGAAAUGCAGUAUAUUUUAAAUGUUUCUUACAUAUACUGUAUGCUUUCAGAAAAUUAUUCUAUCACACCUUGUUGUUCUUCAAAUAAAUAAAAAUACAUUCUCCUGUUGCCAGACCAAUAUUUACGGCCUCACAUUCUCUUAAAAAAUUCUCAAUAUGUAAUUCAUGGUUGACUUAAUGACAGUAAAUUGGCCCUGAUGCAGCAAAGCAGCCCCAAGCCAUGAUGAAACCACCUCCAUGCUUUAGGGUUAAUUUUUCUGUUCUAAGGUAGUGUUUUGUUUUGAACAAACAUCUGGCAUUGUGGCCAAACAUCACUUUGUUACAGUGGUAGUUUUGAUGUUUACCAAGCUGUGGUCUGGCAAACCCAAGCUGUGUUUUCAUAUGAUUGUUUGAGAGCAGAGGCUUCUUCCUUCCUGAACUGCCAUGUCGGCCAAGUUUGUGCAGUUUCUUUCUGACAGUGUCUUUUAUGACUCAGGCACUUCGACUGUACUUGUGUCAAGAGAGGCCUGUGGAUCCUUUGAUGUUACCCCGGGGUUUCUUGGAGACAUCUGUGAGCAUGUUUUGUCAGCUCUUGGCCUGAAUGUGAUGAGGUGUGGAUUGCCAGUGGUCUGAAUUAUUCUCAAUUUGUAGAUGAUUCAUCAGAUAAAUGCCUUAUAACCUUUCAAGACUCACUGGCAUCAAUACAUUUUUAAAAUCUGUCUGGAGCUUCACAAGUUACUCCACUGAUUUUCUAAUCAUUUGCACCUGUGUUGGUGCACCUGCUUCUAAUCUUAGCCAUUUUACGUAAUGAUAGGUGUGUACUAACUUAUAGGUGUGUACUUACUUAUUCCGCAUAGUGCAAUUGUAUUUUGGUUGUUGUUAUUUUUAACUCUAAUCCACACAGGCACAGACGUAUGCGUCCACCUGCAAUAGGUGACAUCACGAACCUCCAUCAUGAACCUUAAACCAAAUAACCUCAAAGUGGCGGUCCAGAACGGCACCGUAGCCAUGGCGACCUGUGCCAGGGAGGAGAGCGGCUGCGAGCCCCGGCACCCCGCUGACAUCACUCUGCAGGCGCCAACCCUCUCUGCCGGUGCAAGUCCCGGCGUUUCUCCGGGCCUGCGGAGGAAACGGCUAAUGUGGCAGUCCGCCGUCCGACACAUCAUCGACCGGCGUGACUUAUACCCUCCAACCUCUGACCCAGAGGAAGGGUCAAUGUCAGGAAUAGGUUCCGGGGCACGCAUAGUGCUCACAGAUGCCUACAUCAACGACAUCAACAGGCAGAUCCGUGGCAAGGUGUCCCGGGGGGGAGUGGGACAUAAGCGGCGUUCGUCCGCGGUUCGUAUCCACCCAGACAAUCGGGACAGAGUAUCCACGGAAGCCCAGAGUAUCAACGACUCCCUCAGCGACGCCGACUACUUCGUCUCCUGGGGUUCAACUGUCAGAGGAGUGUUCCUGCCAGAUCUGCAUCACACUUUCAAGUCCCCAGACCUGGAGCAGUUGUAUCAGCAGCAUGCAGCCGGUCAGAGGAUAAACUCUCUGGUCUUCACCAACGUCAUUGACAUCAUCACCAAACUCCACAUCCUGGGUCUGACCUUGUGGACGGAGCCUCACAGCCUGAACACAGCCAAAUGCUGUCUGAUUGGCCUGUUCAUUGCCCUGGGGGUGGGGCUCUCCAUUCUGGUGCUUUGUUCUUACAAGAUGAUGUCAUCACCAGAAUGGCUGAGAUACUUGGCCCUGACCAGCUGGUUCUCCCAGACAGCGCAGGUGUUGGGUGGUGUGGUGGGGGGUUUGGAGAAGGACCAGGCGUGGUACGUCCUGUUCACUCUGUUUGCUACCUACACCCUUCUGCCCCUCCCACUCCUCUGGUCGCUCCUCACUGGCAUGCUCACUGCCGCGCUGCACCUCCUGGUGGAGACGCUGUGCCACUACGACGACGCUGCACUCUUCAGAAAGGUUCUGGUGAAGGCCUUGUUGUACCUGGGUAUGAACACUGCGGGGCUGUUCGUUCAUUACCUGUCUGACCGCACCCAGAGACAGGCCUUCCUGGAGACACGACGCUGCAUAGAGGGGAGAGUACGCCUGGAGAGAGAGAACCAGAGACAGGAACGUUUGGUUAACUCCAUAAUCCCGCGGUUUGUUGCCUUGGAGAUGAUUGCUGACAUGACCAACAUGGAUGAUGACCAGUUGCAGCAGCAGUUUCACAAGACCUACAUUCACCAGUACAGAGAUGUCAGUAUUCUGUUUGCCGAUAUAAAAGGCUUCACCUCUCUGUCCAUGAUCCUGUCGGCUCAGGAGUUGGUCCGAACGCUCAAUGAGCUGUUUGGCCGCUUUGACCGUCUGGCUGAGGAGCACCACUGCAUGCGUAUCAAGAUCCUUGGCGACUGUUACUAUUGUGUGUCAGGAGUUCCAGAGCCUGAGCGAGCACACGCACGCUGCUGUGUGGAGAUGGGCCUUGCCAUGAUCAACACCAUAAAGUACGUGCGAAGGGAGUUGAAGCGUGACGUGGACAUGCGUAUCGGGAUCCACUCUGGCUCGGUGCUGUGCGGGGUGCUGGGUCUGCAGAAAUGGCAGUUUGACGUGUGGUCCUGGGACGUGGACAUCGCCAACAUGCUGGAGGCCGGAGGUGUGCCGGGUCGUAUCCACAUCUCCCGGGCAACGCUCGACUGCCUGGACGGGGCCUUUGAAACGGAAGAGGGCCACGGCCACGAGAGAAACGAGUUUCUGCGAAAGCACAAAAUCGACACGUUCCUGAUUCGCAACACGUCCGAGGAGGAGGAACAGGAGGAGCCCGUCAAGUUGUCUCAGCGGUUCAGUCAGGAGGAGCCUGUCAUCACCGGAUGGACCACCACGCUGCCAUUUGGAAACAUCAUCGGAAUGAACUGUAUCCUGGCGACCUUCAGCAACAGCUCUCUGUCCCAGUUGCCCAAUCAGCUGGCGGUGCAGCGGACAGGCACGCGGGAGGUCAACCAGAGGAUCCAGCGGGCCAUUGAGGUCAGGAGCAGCGAACGGAUGAGACAGGAACACAUUACCACCUUCACACAGGAGUUCAAGGACAGACACAUUGAGGACAAGUUUUCCCAAAUGCGUGAUGAGAUGUUUAAGUCCAACCUGGUGGGAUCCUUCAUCAUCUUUUUAUUCCUAUUGGCCUCUCAGGCCCUCAUCUCUGCCGCAAGGUUAAUCUGGUUAAUGUUUCCAAUGCUGGUCCAGUUCGGGGUGUGCGUGUGCAUGUAUCUGUUGCUGCUGGUUCUGGUUCUGGCCGAGGAGUUCAAGCGGUGUCCUCUGGCGCUGCAGUUUAUCUGCUGUUGGGUCCACGAGACCAAGAGUGCCAGAACCAUCCUCACACUCACUGCUGUCAUCAUCAACUUUGGAGUGGCUUCAUCAGAUAUACUUUGGUGUGUAGAAUUGGAGGUGGAGCUUGACACUAAAAUAACCUCUCAGCAGCACAUCUCUACCUGGCCUGUUGAUAUCUGUUCUAAUCCUGAGUUCCUGGUUUUCAGUGGGGUGGUUGCCAUGGUGUCGUGUGCUGUGUUCUUCAGGCUGCACUGUCUCCUGAAGCUAGCUGUCUCACUGACGGCUAUAGCUGUGUAUACAUACCUCAUAGAGGUCAGCUACCACACACUGUUUGUGCAACACACAUCUGGAAACACAAGGCAUCAGUACCUGAGGAGGAAAGAUGUGUGUGUUUUGCUCAUGGCCAUGUUUGCGAUGGCUGUACUUUACAACAGUAGACAGCUGGAGGCGACAGCACGCUUAGACUUUCUGUGGCGUCUGCAGGCCAGAAAGGAAGUGAUGGACAUGAAGGAACUAAGGGAACACAAUGAAUGUUUGCUCUUCAACAUCCUGCCUUCACACGUCGCGCAACACUUCCUGGGGCGAGACCGGCACAACCAGGACCUGUACUCCCAGUCCUACGAGCGUGUUGGGGUGCUGUUUGCCUCCAUCCCAGGUUUCACUGACUACUACAAACAGAAAGAAUUAAUCCAUCAGGAUGUGGAGUGUUUGCGACUUCUCAACGAGAUCAUCGCUGACUUUGACGAGUUGCUGGAUGAAACGUAUUUUCAGGACAUUGAGAAAAUCAAAACCAUCGGCAGCUGUUACAUGGCUGCCUCUGGCCUGAGUCCAGACAAACAGGAGUGCGUGGAUCAGUGGCAUCACCUCAGUGAGCUGGUGCUGUUUGCUCUGGAAAUGCAGGCGACACUCAAACAGAUAAAUACAGACUCUGGACACAGCUUCCAGCUCCGUGUUGGCAUAGCCCACGGUCCGGUGGUUGCGGGGGUGAUAGGCACCACCAAGCCUCAGUAUGACAUUUGGGGCAUGACCGUGAACCUGGCCAGCCGCAUGGACAGCACUGGAGUAAGUGGGCGCAUACAGGUCCCAGAAGGUACUAGCCGUGUCCUGGUUAGGCGGGGCUUCGCGCGAGAGCUACGAGGAGAGAUAUAUGUGAAGGGCGUGAGCGAGUGUCGCGGGAAUGUCAAGACAUACUUUCUCAGGAGCCGCGAGGUGUGUUCCAGCCAUGGAGGUCGCAGUGUAACCCGCGGGGGUCCGGGCAGGAGCACCCUGGCUGCUCUAGUCUUCACCCUGGUCCAAACCAGGAAGAGGGAGAAACAGAGGGAGUCCAACGGUGGGUUCCACCACCUGGAGGUGUCAUAAACCCUGAGGUGUGUUCACUAGGAACCAAACCUGAGCAAAUGUUCAACGAAUGAAGCGACGCUGGGAAGGACCUAUCGCAGUUUGCCGGAGGAUGGGCGUCUACCUGCUGGAGCUGUCGCAGGCAUUAGGGUGGAGUUAACCAGGGGAGGAGCUAACUGAAGAAAUGGGAUUGGAGCUUCCCUUGUCGUCUUCUGAACUUCACCAGCAGCGCAGAGGAUUGAGCAAAAGUCAUUGAAAUUAUGUAUUUUUUUGCUGAAAAUUACACACAAAAGAAUGUAAAGCGAUGUGACACAGCUGACACAUGCAUGUGACAAAACAUGUUUUUUCAGUCAGGAAGCUGGUGGGGUAUCACCAGCAGCCAGGGAAUGUCUAAGGCAUGUCCAGGGAAUGUCUAAGGCAUGUCCAGGGAAUGUCUAAGGCAUGUCCAGGGAAUGUCUAAGGCAUGUCCAGGGGACCAAGACAUGACAAACCAUUCAGAGGACAUCCUUAAGACACUCAGGGCAUUUGGAUGCUUUUCUCUUUUCAGUUUGUAGCUUAUGAGUGGCGGUUAGCAUUUGGGGAAGGUGGGCAGGCCCUAUGGCUCUCUCUGGAGUAACACUAUAAGCUAGACAUUAAAGACUUCUGGGUGUCAAAAAACAUCUCAGUGAGCCAAACUGGUUGAUAAGAUAUCAUGACAGGUGUUCUGAUCCUUGGUCUGUGCCAGGUCGAAUUACAUUGCCUGAGAAGGAAACUGCACUUCUGCAUAUAAGAAAACAAACUCUUAAUACAACUAUACAUCUAUUCAAUAAAAUCACAAAAGCAUCACUGUACUGUCAUGUAUGUCUUUGGUA